AUGAGUGUUGUGGGUCUUGAUAUCGGUAAUAGCAGUAGCAAGAUCGGUGUCGCGCGUGCGCGUGGUGUCGAUAUUGUUUCCAAUGAAGUGAGCAACCGCAGCACACCGUCCCUGGUGUCGUUCGGUAUGAAGGCGCGUGCUCUUGGUGAGCCCGCGGCCACUGCGCAGACUUCGAACUUCAAGAAUACUGUGGGGUCGCUGAAGCGCCUCAUUGGUCGCACUUUCCAGGAUGAAUCUGUGCAGCAGUUUGAAAAGCCUUUCGUGAACGCUGAGCUUGUCGAUGCCAAGGGUGAAGUGGGUGUCAAGGUUCGCUUCCAGGGUGAGGAGCAGGUGUUCUCUGCUACACAGCUUCUUGGUAUGUACCUCGGUAAGCUGCGCGACACGACACAGGCUGAGCUUAACGGCGCUGGCGUUAGUGACGUCGUGCUCUCGGUGCCGAUUUGGUUCACGGACGCGCAGCGUCGUGCAAUGCUGAACGCUGCAGAGAUCGCCAACCUGAACCCUCUGCGUGUGAUGAAUGAGCCGACUGCUACUGCGUUGGGCUAUGGUAUUACCAAGACGGACCUGCCUGAGCCGGACAGCCCACGCAAUGUCGUGUUUGUGGAUAUUGGCCACUCGAGCUACCAGGUAUCGGUGGUGGCCUUCUGCAAGGGCCAGCUGACUGUGCUCGGUGCGUCAGCUGAUCCCAACUUUGGUGGUCGCAACUUUGACCGUGCGCUGAUGGAGCAUUUUGCUGAGGAGUUCAAGGGCAAGUACAAGAUUGAUGUGUUCUCGAACCCGAAGGCCACCUUCCGUCUUGCGGCGGGCUGUGAGCGUCUGAAGAAGGUUCUUUCGGCCAACACAUUGGCUCAGCUCAACGUUGAAAGCUUGAUGAAUGACAUCGACGCUGCUUCGCAGCUCAAACGUGAGGAGUUCGAAGCCUUGAUUGCCCCGUACCUCCAGCGUAUCCACACUCCUCUGGACGCUGCGCUCGAGCAGUCGGGUCUUACCAAGGAUGAGAUCCACAGCGUGGAGCUUGUUGGUGGUAGCUCGCGUAUCCCUGCGCUCAAGGAGAGCAUCGCGCAGUGGUACGGUAAGCAGCUCUCGUUCACGCUGAACCAGGAUGAGGCUAUUGUUCGUGGUUGCACACUUGCAUGUGCUACUCUCUCGCCUGUGUUCCGUGUGCGUGAGUUCUCGGUGCACGACAUCUCGUCGUACCCGAUCAAGGUCUCGUGGGAGCCUGCGCCUGAUGUGCCAGACGAAGAGAACGAGCUGGUGGUGUUCAACACGAACAACCCGGUGCCGUCGACCAAGAUUCUGACCUUCUACCGCAAGGAGCCAUUCACGCUUGAUGCUUCGUACGCUGAGCCGGGUACCUUGCCGAAGGGUAUCAACCCAUGGCUCGGCCGUGUGACUAUUAAGAAUGUGGCCCCGAACGAGCAGGGUGAGCACUCGAUUGUUAAGGUCAAGGCUCGUCUCAACCUGCACGGUGUGCUUAACGUGGAGAGUGCCUAUACUGUGGAUGAAAUUGAGAAGGAGGAAGAAGUCCCUGUUGUCGACCCGAAUGCACCGGAGGGUCAGGAGCCGAAGACGGAGAAGCGCGUGGUGAAGAAGCUUCAACGCAAGGAUGACCUCCCUAUCGUGUCGGGCAUCGGUCUGCUUGAUGAGAGCCUGAUUGCCGAGAUGAAGGAGCGGGAGGGUCAAAUGUACGCUGCCGACAAGCUCGUGGCCGACACGGAGGACCGCAAGAACGCUUUGGAAGAGUACAUCUACGACACCCGCAGCAAGCUCGACGAGCGCUACUCUGCCUUUGUGCAGCCGCAGGAGAAGGAGAAGCUUCUUAGCAUGCUGGCCGAGUCGGAGGACUGGCUGUACUCGGACGAGGGCGAUGAUGCGGCCAAGUCGGCGUAUGUGGAGCGUCUCGACUCGUUGCAGAAGGUUGGUGCCCCCAUCGUCUUCCGCUGGAAGGAGUUUGACGAGCGUCCCCGUGCUGCUGCGCAACUGCGUGAGGUGGUCAACAAGUACAUGAGCGUGUUCGAGAACGAGCCAGAGAAGUACGACCACCUUUCGGAUGAUGACAAGACCAAGGUCAUUGAGAAGGCAGCGAAUGCCAGCAAGUGGCUCGAGGACUUCAUGUUCAAGCAGAGCGAGCUGCCCAAGAAUGUCGACCCGAAGUUGACUUCAGCUGAGAUUCUCAAGAAGAAGGACGACGUGAUCUACGUUUGCACGCCUAUCCUUAGCAAGCCCAAGCCGCGUGUUCAGCCGGAGCAGCCGAAGGAGGAACCUUCCAACGAGGACACUAAGCAGGGCGACAUGGAUGUCGACUAA
Malassezia pachydermatis is the source of this 2307-nucleotide messenger RNA. Its product is annotated as heat shock protein. The transcript is spliced from 2 exons. The record is from RefSeq and is a predicted model, not a curated record. Gene Ontology annotation, biological process: protein folding. The coding region runs from base 1 to 2307 and encodes 768 amino acids. Gene Ontology annotation, molecular function: ATP binding; ATP-dependent protein folding chaperone. Gene Ontology annotation, cellular component: cytosol; nucleus. NCBI's taxonomy places the organism in Eukaryota, Fungi, Basidiomycota, Malasseziomycetes, Malasseziales, Malasseziaceae.